AUGGAAAAUAUGAGAGAUGGCGAAAAAAACAGUUCUCAUUGGAUCUCAUUUAUGUUCUUUGAGCGAUCUUCAGUAAUGAUUACUCUCUUGAAGUGUUUCGGCUUUGGAAGUUCUUCUCCAUCAUCCUCUUCUAGUGAGGAAAAAGGCGACGGUAUGGUGAUAAAGGAGGAAGAAGAAGAUGAGAUGACCGUUGAAAUCAAAGAACCGAGGUCGCGGAAGAGUACGCCUAAGCCAAAACCAAGCUCAGGGAAAGGAGGCAAAAUCAACUAG
Arabis nemorensis is the source of this 270-nucleotide messenger RNA. Lineage: Eukaryota; Viridiplantae; Streptophyta; Magnoliopsida; Brassicales; Brassicaceae. The record is from the annotation of a GenBank genome assembly.